Molecule: messenger RNA, 911 nt
Organism: Thlaspi arvense
Lineage: Eukaryota; Viridiplantae; Streptophyta; Magnoliopsida; Brassicales; Brassicaceae
Source: the annotation of a GenBank genome assembly
CGACGACAACUCACAAACCUAUAUUUCGUUUCGAGAGGUUUCUUCUCUCUUCUUCCUCGUUAAGUCUUCAAGCUGAUCUCAUCAUCUCUCUUCCUCUCUCUCUCUCUCUGUAAAAUUAAUGGCGAGUAAUUGCGAGCUUUGCUGCGAGAUCCUGAUCGCAAUCCUUCUUCCUCCUGUCGGAGUUUGUCUCAGGCAUGGCUGUUGCACUGUAGAGUUCUUCGUUUGUUUGGUUCUCACUUGCUUAGGCUACCUUCCGGGAAUAAUCUACGCGAUCUACGCGAUAUUGUUCCUAAACCGCGACGAGUACUCUGAUGAAUACAGACGCAUCUACUACGUUGCUUGACUGUUUUUUUUCCCCGGUUUAAGUUGUUUUGGGUGUUUCAGUAUUGUUCUUGGAAACAUUUGUAUGAUAUAUUCUUUAAAAUGUGAUUACUGUAUCUGAUAAAACAUGGAGGUUAUAUAUUUAUGUUAUAUAAACCAAAUCACCUCUGAAGAUAUCCCCCUAAUCCUUAGCUUUAAACUAUUGCGUACGGUUGACAUUGAUAGUUAUUGUUGGAUAUACUCCAAGUCGGGGAAUUACACUGUCAAAACGGGAUACAUAGUAGCUUGUGACAUGGAUAUAGAGAGCCACAUCCAAGCACAACGAUUUUAAAGAUUUGGGAAACCAAAACUUCGAGGAAAAUAAAACAUUUGCUCUAGGGCUGCAUUGCUACUUGUGGACGUCUGGUAGAUAAACAUUGAGGAGUGGAUAAUUCAUGCGCAAAAUGUUGGGCAGAUGAUGAAUCCAUAAACUAUUUGUUUUUUCCCGUGUUCUCCAGUUUUACAAAUAUGUGCUUUGUCGUCGAUUCCAAAUACUCCAGACUGUUUUCCGUGUGAAACAAUAUUUAGUAAUAUGAAUUAUUUACUAUCCC